UGUAGCAUCAGACCUGGAGUUGACAAGUCAUUGACAAUCUAAAUCAAGAUGAUGAAGUGCUUAUACUUCUUGCUGUUCGUGGCUGCUUGCCAGGCCUACGUGGCCAGGGUGGCUGAACAAAUUCCUACUCCAACAGUUACUGAAUUUGAAGUGGGAUAUCAAUUAGGUUUUAUAAGAUUCUUGGAGUUAGAAUGGAAUCUCGUGGAGCACCCGGAGAUUCUCGGAUACAGGAUGACAGUGUGGGACCAGGGAUCGGGUGACAUUUCAAACGACCAAAGCAAGAUAUUCAGGGAGGUUGUAGUUGACGCUAGUACGACCCGCGCCGGUGUAAGAGACCUUCAGUAUGACAUCUGGUACCUUGCGAGAGUCCAGGCCUUCACCAGAACUGCGACUAGUGGGUGGUCCGACAGUAGGUGGGUUAUGUUCCAUACCCCACGCAGGGACGGACGCCAGUCUUAUACUGUGAUGGAAUAAAAUGAGAAGAAAUCUUGACAAAGAUUGUAGUUGUUGUCAUUUUAAAAUAAACUCCUAUAAUAAACACUG
This is a messenger RNA of Ostrinia furnacalis (Asian corn borer), 543 nucleotides long. RefSeq lists its product as uncharacterized. The coding region runs from base 49 to 474 and encodes 141 amino acids. NCBI's taxonomy places the organism in Eukaryota, Metazoa, Arthropoda, Insecta, Lepidoptera, Crambidae. The record is from RefSeq and is a predicted model, not a curated record. Gene Ontology annotation, molecular function: protein binding. The transcript is spliced from 3 exons.